This is a messenger RNA of Pteropus alecto (black flying fox), 591 nucleotides long. RefSeq names its product calcineurin like EF-hand protein 2 (gene CHP2). Gene Ontology annotation, molecular function: calcium ion binding. The transcript has 7 exons. NCBI's taxonomy places the organism in Eukaryota, Metazoa, Chordata, Mammalia, Chiroptera, Pteropodidae. The coding region runs from base 1 to 591 and encodes 196 amino acids. The record is from RefSeq and is a predicted model, not a curated record.
AUGGGCUCCAGCGGCUCCCGCGCGUCUCAGAUCCCCGACGCCGACAGCCUUCGGCGGGAGACGGGCUUCUCGCAGGCCUGCCUGCUGCGGCUUCACCGCAGAUUUCAGAACCUGGACAGCAACAAGAAGGGCUACCUGAGCCGAGUGGAUCUGCAGCAGAUCGGGGCGCUGGCCGUGAACCCCCUAGGGGACCGCAUUAUAGACAGCUUUUUCCCUGAAGGGAAUCUGAGAGUGGACUUCCCGGGCUUCGUCAGGGUCCUGGCACACUUCCGACCUGUAGAUGACGAGGGCACCAGAACCCGGGGCCCCGAUGAGCCCGAACCCUUCAACAGCAGAAUGAACAAACUCCGCUUUGCAUUUCAGCUCUACGACCUGGACAGGGAUGGGAAGAUCUCACAGCAGGAGAUGCUGCAGGUGCUCCGGCUGAUGGUCGGGGUCCAGGUGACAGAGGAACAGCUGGAGAGCAUUGCCGACCGCACGGUGCAGGAAGCCGAUGACGAUGGGGACGGGGCCGUGUCCUUCCUGGAGUUUGCCAAGUCCUUGGAGAAGAUGGACAUCGAGCAGAAAAUGAGCAUUCGGAUCCUGAAGUGA